Messenger RNA from Bactrocera dorsalis (oriental fruit fly), 2296 nucleotides. RefSeq names its product kelch-like protein 28. NCBI's taxonomy places the organism in Eukaryota, Metazoa, Arthropoda, Insecta, Diptera, Tephritidae. The transcript is spliced from 7 exons. Gene Ontology annotation, molecular function: protein binding. Bases 617 to 2281 code for a protein of 554 amino acids. The record is from RefSeq and is a predicted model, not a curated record.
AAUAUGGAGAGUAUCGAUCAAUAAAUUAGUAAAAUUUUUUUCUAUUUCGCAAUCAAGAAUUUCACUAAGCGCUUUCUUAUUUUUAGCUGUGAGACACUGUAUAUAUUUAGCUUAUUUGUUCAGUUUACUUAGCUGUAAUUCCACUGAACAUUGAGAUAUAUCCGGAUUUAUAGUGCGUUUUAUAAGAAAAACCGAUUAUUUUGAAAACUACUUCGCACUCUCACACCUUCGGCCGAGCUUCUAAAAAAUAACUCUGGCAUGGGUGUUUAUGAUUCAUUCGCACUCCUUUCGGCUCGUAAACGCCUAUGAACACCUCGGUGUUGGAUCGACCAGGAUUAAUAUUUUUUGAAACGCGGCCAAAGGCCGCCAAUAUAGAAAAGGAAUUCCACACGAAAAACUAAUAAAUACUGAUUUUGGGUGUAUAUUGGAAAAUGCGCUAUUUCAAGUAUGGCACUUCUACAGAGGUCUCAUAUAAAGAAUAACUAAAUACCAGAGAUCUUAAGGUUACUAAGCCAUAUUUUUGUUUACUUUCCCACGUAGAGGCUCAGGAACGUUCGAUUAAUAGCUAAUAGCUGAAAAUAAAGAACUGCGGUUAGCUUAUUACUUAUUAUUAGUAAUGGCCACGAGUUCUUCCCAAACACUUGCUCUUAAGAGAAAUUCCAGUGAACAGAACCAUUUCAUGGAGAAAUUAAUGGCGAAAAUAUGUAGCUUCUACGACGAGCAGUCUCUCAUCGAUGUGACAUUUAAAGUUCCAAACCCAACGGCUCUUGUACCCGCGCAUCGUUUGAUACUCGCAGCAGCGAGUCCUUACUUCGAGAACCUUUUCAAUGGCAAUCAAGGCACUAAUCCAGUCAUCGAGAUAAAUGAUAUCGAUAGCGAUAUUUUUGAGCAUCUAAUAACCUUUUGUUACACCGGACAGGCCCUCAUUACCGUUAACAAUAUCGCUGCCAUGCUAAAUGCGGCAAUCGUUUUGCAAUUGGACGUUGCCAUAACCAGUAUUGUAGACUAUCUCAUGACACAUAUGGAUGAAUACACUUUACAGGGUGCUUAUACGCUGGGGCGUGAAACGCAUUGUGAAUAUCUUAAGCAGAAAAUCAUCGAAUACGAAACACAGAACUUCAUGGAGAUCAGCCAAAGCGAUGAGUUUUUAAAUUUUGAUGUAGAAAAAUUGCAACGUAUUCUGGUAUCUGACAAUUUGAAUAUAACCCGUGAGGAAGAUGCCUACGAUGCCAUACAACGCUGGUACAAUUACGAUGCUCCUGCGCGUCAAGAGCAACUGCCACUUUUAAUAGCUUGUCUCCGUCUUACCCAAUUCAAUAUGGACUUUCUGAUGACACACAUACAGCCGUUACCUGGAUGUGAGCUACUGGCCUUCAAGGCGUUAUCGUGGAUCGGAGUGCCUACAGCACGGCCAAUGAUAAAUAUGCGAUUUACAGAACCACGUGGGAUCAGCGGUGAGAAAACAAUGCUAGCAGUGUAUCCCAAGCUGCUGCAAUAUUACAAAAUUGAGGAUGAGUGGCAGGAAUAUGCGAGUAUAGAAAUCGGUUACGGAGGGUAUAGAACUAUUUUAAAGGAUGAUAAUUUAUUAUUUGUUGGCGGUGGUUACACAUAUAACAUCGUCCGCAGCUGGAAUAUACGAAAUAAGACAUGGCAAUAUUUACCCGCCAUGAACCAAGCAAGAAGGGAUCACUGCGUUGUCGAAUUAGAUGGUAAAAUAUACGCGAUUGGAGGUUAUGGAGAUUAUGUUCUGUCGUCGGUGGAAAGAUAUACGACUUCUGAUGGUUGGAAGUUCGUGAACAGCUUAAUUGUUGGACGAUCUGACGCAGGUGCAGUGACAUUAAAUGGUAAAAUUUAUAUAAUGGGCGGUAAUAAUGGCAAUGGGGAUUUAAAAUCCGUCGAAUGCUACAAUCCGGAUUCGAAUACUUGGACUUCUUGCGCGGAUAUGACAAAAUGUCACAUUUUACCUGGUAUAGCUGCACAUGAAGGACACAUUUAUGUUUUAGGCAGUGGGGAUGAUUUCACCCACAGUGUUACUGUUGAACGAUAUGAUCCUGAGCAAGACACAUGGUCACAGAUUUGCUCUUUGGGAAUGGGCGGUGGUUAUAGAGCUUGCAUAUCACUAGACAAUAAACUAUGGGCUAUUGGUUCUAAUUUAUUUUACAAGUCAUGUGUAUCAGUCUUUGAUGAAGAAAACUUCUGUUGGAUAGAAGGGUGCUCAUUACUCGAAAGAAAAGUGCGUAACUGUUUUGUUGUGCCUGAAUCCUUGCUGUCGUCGAUAUGAAUAAAUAAUGUAAUU